Trichobilharzia regenti is the source of this 1260-nucleotide messenger RNA. The record is from the annotation of a GenBank genome assembly. NCBI's taxonomy places the organism in Eukaryota, Metazoa, Platyhelminthes, Trematoda, Strigeidida, Schistosomatidae.
AUGUUUAUGUUUUAUUCUGGGAGUGCAUAUCUCUCGGGGAAGACACCAUGUUAUCUUUAUUUAUUUGGUGUAUCACAUGAAUUAGUUGGAGCCGGGGAUGCUAAAGGAGCUUAUUUAAGAUUUGCGGACAAACUGACUACAAAUCAUUUUCUCAACUUUUAUUUCUUAGUAGAGGGGCAUAUUAAUUUUAAUGGUGAAUCUCAAAAGACUUUUGAUGAAGUUCUCUCUGAAGUAAUUGUAGCUAAAGAACUAACAGCUCUUGGUAUGGGCUUAACAAAUUGUACUUCUGGUUUUGUAGAGUUGAUAAAAGUUCACCUUCUCCAAGGGGCAUUCCCUUCAUGUAUGAAGAAAUUGUGGGAGGCAUAUGAUAGAGUGAAGGGUUCUGAAAAUGAUCAUCCAAACAUCUUUCCUGAUGACCAAUUAUGGGUGGUUUUAGAAUCUGCAUUUUGUGGUGUACCGCUUGGGGAUAAUAUUCCUUCUUGUCCUUGUGCAAGACUUUCGCUUCUCCUGCAAGUCGGAUUUUCCCUUGCAGUAGCUGAGCAGGAAAUGAAUUUCGAACACAGAGAUCUUCACUUGGGGAAUGUUUUGGUCAAGGAAAGUCCUGUGUCUCGUGCUAGGAAUCCUUCUUUAUCCUCUAAAACAUCAUCAUCUUCUUCUUACCCUUUUCCAUCCGGCUCCGUCUCGUCAUCGUCCACAUCUCCGAAAGGUUACUGUAAGUAUUGUUUUCAUUUGGAAGGGGUGGAGGAAGAAUCUGAUAAAGAAAAUAAAGAACAUUUCAUUAUUGAAAAAGUCAACAAUUACGAAUAUGUGGAAUUUCGUCUGAAUAAUCAGAUGAUCAGAGUUCCCAAAUGUGGUGUCACGGCUUAUCUUAUAGACUUUACUUUGUCCCGUUUAGAACAAGAUGGUGGUUUUGUCUAUGUUGACUUAAGUAGUGACACUACUUUGUUUCAGUCCAAAGGUGAUUAUCAAUUCGACAUAUAUCGUCGUAUGAAAUCACAUAAUCGAAAUGAUUGGAAGAAGUUUUCGCCGAAAACCAAUGUUAUGUGGUUUCACUUUUUGACGACAAAACUAUGCUGUGAUUCGCCCGAACUAGCCUCAUCAUCUGCUGCAUCCACCUGCAUCGAACGUCAUGCUAUUUGUUGUGAACAGCUGAAAGACUUAGAGUUGAGCACACGGAGAUUCAAAUACAAAUCCGCAUUCGACUUGGUGACAACACACAAAUUGUUUAAAAACUGUCGGUAUUUUUUCAGUGAUAAGUAA